UAGCUUUAGGUAUUUAUUUCAGUUUCAAAUUUAAAGCAGUUGAAGCAACUCAUCUAUUCACUUCUUUAUACAUAAAUUAAGUUCCGUAAAUCAAAUCGGCUCAAGAUGACUUUCGUUGGCGAUGGGCUUAAUAGUCCUCGGAAGCAGGGCGGCAUUGAUAGUUCGGAGGAUUCUCCGUUUCCCGACAAAUAUUACAUGCGAAAUACUCGCGUUCUGAAUGUUUCGAAGGCCAACAUCACAGAGUUGCCGAUGGAGGUUCUAGAGACUGCACGUCAGGAGAUGGUGAAUAUUGUGAACCUGGACGGCAACCUCUUGAUCGAGUUGCCUCAGGACCUGCAUAUGCUGAGUGAAUUCCUCACCGAGCUGGUCCUCUCCAGAAAUCAGAUCUGCUAUGUGCCCACAAACAUAUCACAGUACUCAAAACUAUUGAUCCUGAACCUAUCCGGUAAUCUCCUCCGUGAGCUACCCAUCGAGGUGGCUGGAUUGCAGCUGCUCCGGGAGCUGGACAUAUCCCACAAUCGCUUCGACCAUCUUCCACGGUGCAUCUACGAGCUGCAGAGCCUGUCCAAGCUGUUGGCGCAUGACAACCGCAUCAAGAGCAUCGAUGCCAGUGACCAGGGACUGGGCGCCAUGACAAGCCUGGAAACCCUGAAUUUGAACAACAACGACAUCGAAAUGGUGCCGCCCCUCCUGGGUAAUCUGACCAAUAUCAAGCAGUUGGAUCUGUGGGGCAAUACCUUCCGCCUGCCGCGGCACCAGGUCCUGGUGAUGGGAACAACGGCUGUGCUGGCCUACUUGCGUACUCGCAUUCCCACAUAAAUCGAAGCAAUUAUAGUAUUGCCAUAAUUCAAUUCAGCGCAAAUUCAAAUCAAAUUUUUAAGUAUUGACAAAUAAACAACAGCCGCAGGCUUUUUACUUUUCAACGAAA
This is a messenger RNA of Drosophila serrata, 928 nucleotides long. Its product is annotated as leucine-rich repeat-containing protein 40. Gene Ontology annotation, cellular component: cytoplasm. The record is from RefSeq and is a predicted model, not a curated record. NCBI's taxonomy places the organism in Eukaryota, Metazoa, Arthropoda, Insecta, Diptera, Drosophilidae. Gene Ontology annotation, molecular function: protein binding.